CCUCCACCAGCGCCCCUCCUCCCCACAUGAACUCAUCCCUCACCCGGCGCUAUAAAAAGUCUGCUCUUGUUGAAGUUGUUCAGUCUCGUCAAGAACUCCACCAGACCACCAUCAUGAAAUUCGUGGCUCUCGCUCUUGCCCUUCUGGCUGUCGGCUCUCACGCCGCUUACCUCCAGGCUGAUGCACCCUCCCAGCUGGACCAAAUCAGGUCUGCUGUCGAUCUCUACCUGACUCAGGUGAAGGACAGUGCCACCAAAGCCCUGGACAACCUCGAUGGAGCUGAGUACAGUGCAAUCAAGACCACCCUAACUGAGCGCAUUGACCAACUGUACACUCAGAUCAAGGAACUGCAGAAGACUGUCUCUCCCAUCACUGACAACGUCGUCGCCACCAUCUCUGACGCCACUGCUGACUUCCGUACCGCUGUCACAGGGGAUAUCGAGGCCCUGAGAGCCAAGUAUGAGCCCGAACGUGCCAAGCUGAGGGAGGUCAUCGAAAAACACAUCGCUGACUACCGCGAGCAGAUUGAGCCCAUCGUCACAGAGUACCAAACGAAGCACGCCGCUGAGAUGGAAAGUCUGAAGGCCAAGGUGGAGCCCCUUGUGGAGCAGCUGCGUGCCAAGAUAGCUGUCAACGUGGAGGAGACCAAGACCGCCAUGAUGCCCAUUGUGGAGGGUGUGCGUGAGAAGCUCUCUGAGCGUCUGGAGAAUCUGAAGACACUGGCUGCUCCCUACGUCGAGGAAUACAAGGACAAGCUGACACAGUCCUACAACCAGGCGCAGACCAUCAACAUGGAAGAGCUCACUGCCCUGCAGGAGAAGAUUGCACCUUUAGCCGCUGAAAUCAAGGAUAAGUUCCAAGCUAUCUUCGAGGCCAUCGCUGCUACCGUCACCAAGAGCUAAAUCCUCUCCACCCUGUCCCUGUAAUUAACCUCCCCUACCUGUCCGUCCUAGAUCCAUUCCACCUUUCUCUCCAUUCCUUCCUUCCUCACAUGUGCGUAAACACCACCUCCCAAAAAGAAGCCAAUGCCUAAGUGAUGCCCUUCUUUGCAACAAAAUGGCGGGACUCUUGCUCUCUCUCUCCCAUGCAAACACCUUACUUCAUGCACACAUGCUCAAGCACAUGCAAGCAAAGACAUACACAGACACGUACAUACUCAGCACACACAUGCUUUACUCUUUGCAUGCCAUGACCAACUGCUUACAUUUUGUGUAGAGAUUGUUUGUGAAUUACCACAAGUGCCUGAACCUCUGUCUAAUGAUGCUUGUCUGAUGAAAAACUGUGCUUUGACGAAUUACAGCUCAAUAAACAUCUGACUGUUUAUACUA
Messenger RNA from Micropterus dolomieu (smallmouth bass), 1328 nucleotides. Its product is annotated as apolipoprotein A-I-like. Bases 27 to 902 code for a protein of 291 amino acids. Gene Ontology annotation, molecular function: lipid binding. Gene Ontology annotation, biological process: lipid transport; lipoprotein metabolic process. Gene Ontology annotation, cellular component: extracellular region. The record is from RefSeq and is a predicted model, not a curated record. The transcript has 4 exons. NCBI's taxonomy places the organism in Eukaryota, Metazoa, Chordata, Actinopteri, Centrarchiformes, Centrarchidae.